Naegleria gruberi is the source of this 1622-nucleotide messenger RNA. RefSeq names its product cytochrome P450-like protein. Bases 1 to 1617 code for a protein of 538 amino acids. The transcript has 4 exons. Gene Ontology annotation, molecular function: iron ion binding; monooxygenase activity; oxidoreductase activity, acting on paired donors, with incorporation or reduction of molecular oxygen. The record is from RefSeq and is a predicted model, not a curated record. Lineage: Eukaryota; Heterolobosea; Eutetramitea; Acrasida; Naegleriidae.
AUGUCCAUAAGCCAGCACAACACAAUUGAUGGUUUACUGUCUAACAUCAACCACACUACUGCUUCAUCUCAUGCGUGGUUAUGGAAUUUUAUUUAUGUACUUUUAAUAUUAUUUGUGAUCUAUCAUCUCUAUGCCUAUUACCAACACUUUAAAGAAAUUCAACGAGUAAAACACAUCCCUGGCUAUUCAUUCUACUCUUACUUUACCCUCCGAUUAUUCAAUCCAGAGCAGGACUUUUUAUUUUCACCUCGUUUACAAGCUAGGAAUGCUAAAAAGUUUGGAAAGGAAAAUAUUUGGAGAAUUACUAUUGGAACUAAUACUGUUUGUUUUGCAGUUCAUCCUGAUAAUUAUAAAGAGAUUUUGGUUACAAAAGAUAAAUAUUUCCGUAAACAUCCAUUGUUUAAUAAUAUGAAUAUUCCUCAUCAUGUAAAGAAUUUAUUUACUGAUUAUGGAGAUGGAUGGAAGAGACAUCGUCAAUUGACCAAGCCAAGUUUCUCUGAUGAAGUUCUGUCACUUGUAUUGAGAGAUCAUAUUUCAUAUAUUGCCAAGAGAUUGGUUGAGAAGAUGUGGGAGAAUAGGGAUAAAAGUGAUACUAUCAUUAUUAAUAAUUGGAUUAAUAGAGUCGCCAUUGAUGUUAUUGGAAGAGCUGGAUUUGGAAUGGCAGAUUUGGAUGCAAUUGGAAAUGAAAAUGAAAGAAUGCCACUCAUUACAAAAACAAUCUUUCAAGUACUAUCUGCUGGAUUAUUAUUCAAGAGGAAACACAUUGAGGCAUUCACUAAAAUCUUCUUCCCAGAAAAGUACAAGAUGGUUUUCAAGGAAUGGCCAAAUAUCUUGUUUAACAUUGUUGAGAAAAGAGAAAAUGAAAUUAAAUUGGAAAGUGAAAGCGGUGAAAUUUUCAAGAGCAAUUUGAUUUCACAAAUGUUACUUUCAAAGAGAGAGGAUGAUAGACAAACUGAUGACACUUAUACGAAAUAUGGAUUCACAAAGGAUGAAAUUGUUGCCAAUUCUCAUGCCUUUUUGCUAGCAGGUUGGGAUACGUCACAAAAUGUACAAAUUUGGAUGUUUUAUCUUUUAUCAAAGGAUAAAGAAAGACAAGAAAAACUCAGAAAUGAAUUUAGAGAACAAGUUGGAGAAUCAGGAAUUGAUUUUUCACUUUAUAUGGAUAUGGACAAGUUGACAUAUGCCAGAAAUGUUGUCUCUGAAACUUUGAGAUUGAAAGGACCUGCUCCAACCAAUAGCAGAUUUUCCAUGCAAAAAGUUGAAAUUGCUGGUAAAAUGGUUCCAAAAGGAGUCACUAUAGAAAUGAAGUUUUGCAUUUCACAAACUGAUCCAGAUUAUUGGGGAAAUGAUUCAAUGGAAUUUGUUCCUGAACGUUUUGACAGACCAGAGGUUAUUGACAUGUUAAAGGAAAACAAAUUUAUCUUUUGUCCAUUCUCUGCUGGUAAGAGACAAUGCAUUGGAAAGAGAUUUGCAGAAAUUGAAAUAUUAAGCAUCUUACAUCAAGUAAUCACUAGUUUUGAAUUGGAAUGUGCAACUGAGGGAGAAAUUGGAGAAGUAGCCGAUGUGACAAUGAAACCAAGCAGGGAUAUUUAUUUGAAAUUAAAGAAACUCAAUUAGCUCAA